Messenger RNA from Cucumis melo (muskmelon), 731 nucleotides. Its product is annotated as AP-4 complex subunit sigma. The transcript has 4 exons. Lineage: Eukaryota; Viridiplantae; Streptophyta; Magnoliopsida; Cucurbitales; Cucurbitaceae. The coding region runs from base 157 to 588 and encodes 143 amino acids. Gene Ontology annotation, biological process: vesicle-mediated transport; protein transport. The record is from RefSeq and is a predicted model, not a curated record. Gene Ontology annotation, cellular component: intracellular membrane-bounded organelle.
AGAACUCAUCAUUUAAAAUAAAUUAUUUUUAUAGGGAAAAAUUUCGAACGGUGUGUUUAUUGAAUAAUAAUAAAUAAAAUAAAAUGGGGAACUUGGGAUCGACUUAGGAGAUUUUUGGUCGCCGGCGUGAGUGUCAUCGAGAUUGUGAGAAGCAGAAUGGGGAUCAGAUUCAUUCUCAUGGUGAACAAGCAAGGUCAAACCCGCCUCGCUCAGUAUUACGAAAAUCUUACUCUUGAAGAACGUCGAGCUCUUGAGGGUGAAAUUGUUCGCAAAUGUCUCGCUCGUAACGAACAACAGUGUUCCUUUGUCGAGCAUCGCAACUAUAAGAUUGUAUAUAGGCGAUACGCAUCUCUCUUUUUUCUGGUUGGAGUUGACAAUGAUGAAAAUGAACUGGCAAUAUUGGAAUUCAUUCACCUUUUGGUUGAGACCAUGGACCGUCAUUUUGGGAAUGUGUGUGAGCUAGAUAUAAUGUUCCAUCUAGAGAAAGCACAUUUCAUGCUGGAGGAGAUGGUCAUGAAUGGGUGUAUUGUAGAAACAAGCAAGUCAAACAUUCUAUCCCCAAUUCAACUGAUGGAGAAAUCAUCAUGAAAAGCUACCACUUGUUUUCUUUGGUGCAAAAUCUUGGCUGUCUUUACACAGUACUUCAUUAAGGUAUAAGAUUAAUGUCAAUGAAUUCAUUUGAUGACGUUCAAAAUGAGUAAAUAUUUGAAUCUAAUUUCGUUCUCGAUGAA